This is a messenger RNA of Hymenoscyphus albidus, 1472 nucleotides long. Lineage: Eukaryota; Fungi; Ascomycota; Leotiomycetes; Helotiales; Helotiaceae. The record is from the annotation of a GenBank genome assembly.
AUGGCUUCAACUGGCGACCCUAAGUUGGCCGCCUACCUUGUUCACAUGGCAGAGCUGGCAUCAGAGCAGGAUCUUACGGAAGAUGUCAGAGGCAGUGUUUCGGAAUUGGGCUACUCGUUCACUGCACUUGCUGUUAUAUUCGUUUUGGUGCGUUUUGGUGCAAAGUACAAGCAAGGAGGAUAUACUUUGGACGAUUGGCUACUGGUUGUAGCUACAGCCUUUCUUAUUGGAAAUACUGCUCUACUUGGCAUGAGUAUGUACUUCAUUUUUCUUUUCCGUGGUUGUGCUGAUAGCGAUAGUGGUCAGUUAUGGACUGGGCCUACAUACAGCAGCAGUUGCUUCAAAGGGGCCAAAUGGAUUACACAAUGCUAUGAUGGUUGGCAAGGUAAGGAUCGGUGGCUCCGCGGCGUGUUGAAAACCACUGACUGGUCACUACAGCUUCUUUUAGUUCAUGAGCCCUUGUUGUUCCUAAACUUAACGAUUGUCAAGAUUUCUAUUCUCCUGAUGUACUAUCGACUAUUUCCCUCCCGCGUUGUCCGAACCCGAGCAAUGAUUUUGGGGAUAUUUGCCAUUCUUUGGACCAUUGUACUCGUAUGUCUUGCAGAAGGACAGUGUGUUCCCCUUAAAAAAGCCUAUGCUCCAUGGAUAGAUGGCCGCUGUUUCAAUUUGCGAAUCAUUUUUGUGGCAAUUGCACUUCCCAGUAUCAUUCUCGACUCGCUCAUUGUUCUCUUACCGCUGCCGCAAGUUUGGAAACUGGAUAUUAACAAGGCCCAGAAGAUUACGCUUUCACUGAUCUUCUUGACUGGUGCAUUCGUGGUAGUAAUGAGUAUUUAUCGAUUCGUUGUACUGUUCGAGUAUCAUCCUAUGGAUCCGAUAUUCACACUUGCGCCUGGAAUGGCUUGGAAUAUCGUGGUACUCUCCAGUGCAAUUAUUGCUGCUUGUUUACCGGCUCUCGUAUGUUUUCUCGGGCGAUGGCCCGUUUUGGAAGAAGAAGAGAAUGAAUGCUGACCAUUAUUCAGGGGCCAAUGGGCCGAGUAUUCAUCAAAAGCUUGCGUGCUGCCAUUCCAGACAAGAAUGAUAUCGAGAAUCCUCAUGUUCUCAAUUCCCUACCUAGUAGAUUUUGGCCGGGAAAGGAGAAGAAGCAUAUCAGCAUUGAAGGCUCACGGAUAGGAGGCGAUAACUCCUCGAGACGGACGAGCGCAGCCGGUGACAGUUUGAAGAGUCCGGUCAGCUUGAAAAGACCGGAAAGUUCAAAGGGACCGAGAGAAGAAGACGUCAGAGAACAAGAUGAGAGGGGGGCGAUGGAUUUGAUAGAUGCGUUGAACAGCCCAUCAAAACUGGCCGUUGUAGUGGAAGCUUCGGAGUCUGAUUGCGAUGAUGAAGAACACGGGAUCAUCACCAUGUUGCAUGUUUGUGAAUGCCAAAGUGGGAAAUUCCCGAAGGAACAGAGAAUAAAUAGGAAUACCCUUUAG